This is a messenger RNA of Alexandromys fortis (reed vole), 2383 nucleotides long. It is a transcript of the gene Tigd3, whose product is annotated as tigger transposable element derived 3. NCBI's taxonomy places the organism in Eukaryota, Metazoa, Chordata, Mammalia, Rodentia, Cricetidae. Gene Ontology annotation, molecular function: DNA binding. Gene Ontology annotation, cellular component: nucleus. The record is from RefSeq and is a predicted model, not a curated record. The transcript has a single exon. The coding region runs from base 709 to 2121 and encodes 470 amino acids.
CCUCCAGACUGCCUACCACCCGGGAGGAGAUACUCCUCCCCCUUUGGUGCCGGUAGCCUCCUCACCCUGUCGCCCUUUGUCGCCUUGGCACCUUCACUCUCGUUCCUUCCCUUCAGGCUGCUCUAUUGACCACACCGCCUCGCCAGCACCAGAUUAGACGAGCGCCUUCAGACCCCAUCCAUCUGGCUUUGUCGUCUGUACCAUCUCACCUGUCCACAUCAACUCUGUCCAUUCAGUCUGCCAUCCGCCUCCAUUCAACAUCGUCAUCACAAUUCAAGCCAGGCCCUCCUCCCCAUCUCCUCUCAGGGGUUUCCUUCCUGGUCACCCUGAAUGUCCUCUACACCUGCCUCACUCAGCCUUAGCCCCAGGCCUCGCUGUCAUUGCUCCUUUGUUGUCUCUCCAGCUGUCCCCUGGUUGUCCUUAAAGCUGUCCCCUGACCUCUAGUCAUCCUUUUACCUCAUGAAUGCCAAACCCUAGCCCAGAAUUCCCAUUGCCUCUGGCCAGAGACACCCUGCCAGCUCUGUUCCGGCAGUCUUUAGGAUGAGGCCUAGCCUUCUGUCAGCCUGACCAUCCCCUUUCUAUCCAGCUGGUCUGCUCUGUUCCCACUGAUGACUGUGGCCUCGUCUGUCCUGUGCUCUUCUGUCCCUCCUGCCCUCAGCCUAUGGGACCCUCAUCCUUUUCUUCCCCAGCAGGUGCCCUGGCAGAGUCAUGGAGCUGAGCACCAAAAAGAAACUUCACGCCCUGUCCCUGGCUGAGAAAAUCCAGGUGCUGGAACUCCUGGAUGAGUCCAAGAUGUCCCAGUCAGAGGUGGCCCGGCGCUUCCAGGUCUCCCAGCCCCAGAUCUCACGUAUCUGCAAGAAUAAGGAGAAGCUCCUGGCAGACUGGUGUAGUGGCACAGCCAACCAUGAGCGCAAGCGGAAGCGCGAAUCCAAAUACAGUGGAAUUGAUGAGGCUCUACUCUGCUGGUACCACAUCGCCCGAGCCAAGGCCUGGGAUGUCACAGGGCCCAUGCUGCUCCACAAGGCCAAGGAGCUAGCCGAUAUCAUGGGCCAGGAUUUUGUGCCCAGCAUUGGUUGGCUGGUCCGCUGGAAACGCCGCAACAAUGUGGGCUUUGGGGCUCGCCAGGUCCUUGUUCCUCUGUUCCCUCCUGAACCACCUCCCCCAGGGCUUCCGUCCCAGGCCCAGCCACCACUUUCCCUUAAAGACUUCUCACCAGAAGAUGUGUUUGGCUGUGCCGAAGUGCCCUUGUUGUAUCGGGCAGUGCCUGGCAGAGUGUUUGCAUGUGAUCGCUUGCAGGUACUGCUGUGUGCCAACAGCAGAGGCACAGAAAAGCGAAGGGUAUUUGUGGGUGGGCUCCAGGCUGUCCCAAGAUGCUUCUUUGGAGUCAACAGUGAGGCACUACCUGCCUCUUAUCACCCUGAUCUAGCCAUCCCCUGGUCAGAGUGGCUGGCACAGUUUGACCAGGACAUGGGACAGCAGGGCCGACAGGUAGCCUUGCUGCUGGCUGCCGGAGUAUUGGAGGAAUGGGCCAACCUUCCUGGACUCCACCACGUGCGACUCCUGCCUCUCUCAGCCUCCAGCACCACCCCUUCCCUGCCUGGCUCUGUGGUUUUGGCCUUUAAGGCCCAUUACCGUCACCGUCUGAUGAGCAAACUGGCUGCCAUGCGGAGCGGGAGAGAGGGCACCUCACUGGCUGAAGCGAGGGCCAGCCUCACAGUGUUAGAUGCUCUGCAUAUGGUGGCAGCAGCUUGGGCCAAGGUGCCACCUCAGCUUAUUCUGAGCAGCUUCAUUCAGGAAGGGCUCACUCCAGGCAAAACACCGCCGUCUCUAGACAAAGACACAGAGAUGGCUCUGGUCCCUAGUGUACUGAGUCAGGAGGAGUUUGCCCACUUUGUGGACCUGGAGGAUGAGGGCCCAGGCCCUGGGAUGUGCAAAGAGGAGACUGGUACUGAAGACAGUGGGAGGGAGGAUGAGGGCUUUGAGUCCCUGCCCACCAAAGCUGAUGCCCUCAGGGCACUGUGCACCUUGAGGAGGUGGCUUGAAUGUAACAGCACCUCUCCAGAGCUCUUUGAAAAAUUUUACGACUGUGAGGUGGAGGUGGAGCAGCUCUGCUGUCUGUGAGGAAGCAUGGUGGCCUGCAGAAUUGCCCUCUCCUGUUUCCCAUGGAAACACCUCUCCAGAGGCAGACUGGCUCUUUCCUGUGGAAAUAACAUGUGGAGGGUGUAGAAGGGAAGGGAGCGUGGACACAGAGUCGAAGGUCAGCAUAAAAGUUAUUCAAGCCCAGACCCUGGAGUCUCUACAGAUGGGGCCUCAAGAAUGGGGAUCUGGGCUGUGGAGAUUCUAGGCGAGCCCUGCAGAGGGUUAGUCUAGAAAGGCCGGAAGU